Molecule: messenger RNA, 1769 nt
Organism: Ceutorhynchus assimilis (cabbage seed weevil)
Lineage: Eukaryota; Metazoa; Arthropoda; Insecta; Coleoptera; Curculionidae
Source: the annotation of a GenBank genome assembly
CAAAGGAUUGAAAACACUGAGAAAAUUACAAGACCUGAAGCCUCAUAGAAAGUGAAAUUUCCAAUAUUUUGACAGCGUUUUUUGUAUGUUAUGUUGUUAAUUCGAAGUUUGAAUCGGAUUUUAUAAUAAUUAAGCUCUUUCAGUCUUGUUUGAGACUCGUCAACAACAAUAAAAUUAUUGCACAACAAUUAUCAUUUUAACCAAGUAAGUGAAUAUCGAUAUCGAUAGAAUUAUGGAAUAUUUUAGAUAUGGAUUUGAAAUCAAUUAACAAGGCCUGUCUUUUUAUAACAAAGGAUCAAAAACACUGAGAAAAUUAUAAGACCUGGUAUAAAGUGAAAGGUCCCAAUAUUUUCUACGAUAGAGACCUCAAAAUAAUUGCAAAUCUUUACUGGAACCAAUAAACUAUACAAAUUAAGGUAGAUCAUAAAACUAUUGUACAGAAAUUAUUAUUUUAACCUAGUAAGUAAAUAUCUUAUAUACUUAGGUAAUCGAUACAAUUGAUGUGGCAUAUUUUUAGCUAUGGAUUUGAAAUACUCAUCGAAUUUGACGAUAACGCAGUGUUUCUCCCAAGACGUACCACCAAAAUGAUUGGAUCAUAUUAAGCAGUUUAUUGAUGAAAAAUAUUCGCUUUUUGAAAUCGUUGUCUUAAAAAAUGUAUGUUUUUAAUAAAAAAACGAGGCCUCUUUCCCAUCAAACGUUGGUUCCAACCAAGGAUAAUACACACUACUACUACAGGAUAGCCUAUCCUCAUAAGGCCUGUGUGGAACAAAUCCACUCUCUCCCCAACGUUAAAUCACCAGUUGUGACGUAAGCAGCAUGUUAUUUCUCGCCUUGACGUAGGUUGUUUAAACAGCUGAUGGCUUAGUUAUGGCGUCGUAAAUGGUAACACACGAGGUCAAUAAGCAAUCCUGUAGGUGUGUUUCAUCCUUGAGUUCGAACACCCUCUACCAGGUACAACAUGAAGCUAGCUGCUGGACCCUCAUAGUUACGUCACCACCACAGCAUCCUGUUAUAAGACACAUCGAACUUGUCACAUGUACGCUAGAUGGUGCCACCGACACAAACUGACGUAACCCACGAGACCCAGGUCGAACCAUGAAUCGAACUUUGCACUAUGUACUCUAGAUGGUGCCAAGGACGUGACCCAGGUCGCUAUGACGUCAUCACAGAACCCGAACCAUGAAUCGAACUUUGCACUAUGUACUCUAAAUGGCGCCACAGACGUGACCCAGGUCGCUAUGACGUCAUCACAGAACGCGAACCCUGAAUCAAACUUUGCACUAUGUAGUCUAAAUGACUCCACGGACGUGACCCAGGUCGCUAUGACGUCAUCACAGAACGCGAACCCUGAAUCAAACUUUGCACUAUGUACUCUAAAUGACUCCACGGACGUGACCCAGGGCGCUAUGACGUCAUCACAGAACCCGAAACGACUCAAAACUCCCGCUAUGACGUCAUGACGUUUGACAGGUGACGUUUGACAGGUGACGGUUGACAAAAUGGCGGGAAAACAUUUCCCCCCACCCCUUUUUCUGGUACCCAUAUUAAAAUCCGGGGGCCCCUUUUUGGGGGGCGCAGCCCUGCGGGCCCCCUUUUUGGGGGGCGGAGCCCUGCGGGAGCAGGUCCCAUGGCGCCAUCUGUCAACAAGAUGGGGCCAUGGCGGCGCAUCCACCUUCGUGUCAACGACGGCGCAUCCACCACGUGUCAAGAAUGAAAGAUUGAGGUUAUGGUCGGAAUUUGGUCCUAGAACCCCCUUUGAUUAUCUACUC